Molecule: messenger RNA, 1878 nt
Organism: Peronospora belbahrii
Lineage: Eukaryota; Oomycota; Peronosporomycetes; Peronosporales; Peronosporaceae
Source: the annotation of a GenBank genome assembly
AUGGUCAUGAUGGAUUGCAUUCCUCCAUUUCCACAAAUUGUACUUACUUCCGAGGAGAGAGCUCGUUAUGACCAUAAUGUGAAUUCCUUCCUCUGUGACGCAGUGGCUGAAUACUCCUUACAGGGUAGUUAUAUCAAUGAAGACGCAUGGAUUCACGUAAGACGUCGUAAACAGGUUAAUAUUUACAAAAGCGUAUACGGUACACGUGACCCACAAGUGACUCUAUUGAAAGGUACAGGAAUAAUUCAAGGACCUGUGCAGGAUGUGAUGGAUGGGCUUUAUUGUGAUAAUACGGAAAGUCUCCGUGCAUGCAAGACACUGCUCAAGUACAAGUUGGUAGAUGGUAGUGUUAUGAACGUUAGUGAGAAAAGAAGCCCCGACGCACCGUAUCGCUUUGCUGGUAUCAAGUGGUUUGCUGCUAAGGCUGGAUGGGGAUUAUCUAAGAACCGUGACGUGCUUGCUUAUGAACGUAUGGGCACAACCAUGGAUUCCAGUGGAAAUGAGCUGGCUUACCACGUCCAGCACUCGAUCGACCACCCAGACUGGCCGAUCGAUGCUAUCAAGGGCAUCAAGCGUGAGCACCAGGUGACAUGCUUCCUAUACCGGGGUCGCGACGAUAGCCGCGUUGACUGCUUUAUUUGGUCAACAGUGUACAACUUGGACUCGGUUUCACAUCAUCUAGCCGAGUACGCUGUUGCGGGUGCUCUUUUAAAUGUCACCGAAAGCGUCAAAAGUGCGCGUGCCAAGAAGUUCUUGAUGUUGAUGAAGAAUGCUCAAAACAGCAAGUGGCCGGCCAGUUCACUUUGCCAUAUUUGCUACGGUCGGGCAUUCAUGUCGGUCAAUCGUCCAUGCGCAGGAUGCUUCCAGAGUGUUUGCAAGUCGUGCUCAGACUACCGUUUUAUUUUCCACAUUGAUGCCAAGAGUAGGCGACCACACCAGCAGCGGUUUUGUAAGCUCUGUAUCAACAACACUGUGGCGAUUGACUCGCAUAACUUUGAGGCAGCUAUUAAGAAAGCACGGAAUUUAAAUGAAAAAACAAAUGAGGAAGCAGAACGAAUUGCCCUUCAUGGCCCACGAACGAUGUCGAGCCGCCAGCAUGCGAAUAAAUGCUUGAAGCCGAACCAAAGUUCGUAUUCUGCAGCUGACGCCAGCUUGCGAUCAAACUAUCUUGACUGGGCCAGUGACUCAAGCAGCCAAGACGAUGACGACGGCGAAUACCUUAGUGAACGUGUUGCAGCAGGUCAAGACCGAUUAAAAUGCAAGAGCAACCGCAGUGACGCAGUGUCGCUGUCCGAUCUAGAUUCUGAGGACAAGUUUUCGCCAUACCCGCCUAUUCCUCAGUCGCACAAGCAGCAAACGGAAGGACGUAACAAACGCGUGCUGGAAAACCGUGUGCAUGAAAAGCGUGGAGCUUCAGCAUAUCAAAAACCUGCACAACAAUACCAGUCACCAUUGGACCAGUAUACGGCACCAUCUAGACAUUAUGAACAGCAGCAAGAACCUAUUAGUCAUCACGCAAAUGGACAGCAAAAGCACCCGGCUUCAUUGCCUCCUUUUCGGUCACCGUAUCAUCCACCUAAGCCAUCGAGUUCAACUCACAGCUUUACGAGUGACAGUGAUGACGGAGCUGAAGUUGGUGCUUUUCCGUUGAUGGAAUCAGGUCUUGGUUUGAGUAAAUUUGACCUCGGUGUUGUGGAAGCAGCUCCUGUCCCUGAAUUUGAAGACCUUAAUCUCAGCAUGUACUCGGAUGAUGGUUAUCGUCCUCAAAGCAGGCGAGCACCAAAAUACGGUCGUACAAGUCACGCUGACAAGGAUGGUUUUCUUUCCGAUCUCUAUUCCUUAUCGCGUUCUAGAAUUCAUGGUCACCAACAAUACUAA